AUGUUUGUCUACCGUUGUAUCCAGAAAGAGUCGUUUGCCGAAGAACUCGCCCUCUUAAAACGAGCCCGAUCCCGAUCGCCUGACGGAAAGAGUCGGACCCUCAAACCCACCAGCAAACUUUCGCAGCUAUCUCCGUUCAUUGAUGAUCGCGGCGUUCUCCGGAUGGAGUCCAGAAUAAGUGUGGCCGCCUUCGUAUCCUAUGAUACCCGAAAUCCAAUAAUAUUACCACCUGAAAGCCGAGCAACGCAUCUCUUAGUGCAUGAGAUGCACAAGAAAUAUCUGCACCAAAAUCACGAGACGGUCGUCAACGAGAUCCGGCAGAAGUUUCACGUGUCACGCCUGAAGUCGCUGGUUCGUCGAUUAUCAAAAGAUUGCCUUCACUGCCGGGUGUAUAAAGCUGUCCCGAGUGUUCCCCGUAUGGCGCCUCUACCUGCCGCACGUCUUGGUGCGUUCUUUCGGCCUUUCUCCUUUGUAGGGCUUGAUUUUUUUGGUCCGAUGCUAGUUCGAGUAGGGCGCUCUACCGUCAAGCGCUGGGUGGCCCUCUUCACCUGUUUAACCAUCAGGGCGGUGCAUUUGGAGGUGGUUCAUUCUCUAACGACGAUGUCCUGUAAGAUGGCGGUGCGGCGUUUCGUUGGCCGGAGGGGGUCUCCGGUCGAGAUCUACUCCGACAACGGGACCAACUUCUGUGGAGCCAGGAACGAGCUGAUGAAGGAUUGGGACGAGAUCAACCAUCACUUAGCCAACUCAUUCACGAACUCGAAGACCAAAUGGCGAUUAAACCCCCCAUCGGCACCCCACAUGGGAGGAGCAUGGGAGCGGCUCGUCAGGUCCGUCAAAGUUGCCUUUUAUGCGAUGAGCACUACGAAGACCCCCAAUGAAGAGACAUUUGCUACGUUGAUUGUUGAAGCUGAAGCCAUCGUCAAUUCGAGACCACUGACUUUCGUUUCCCUCGAAAAUGAUUCCCAAGAAGCGCUCACACCCAACCACUUUAUGCUGCUGAGUUCGAGUGGAACGGUUCAACCUCCCAAAGAAACUCUGGAACCUAAAUUAGCAACAAGAGACGACUGGAAUUUGAAUCGCCAUCUUGCGGAUAUGUUUUGGCAUCGUUGGGUGAAGGAAUACUUGCCGGUGAUAGCCCGACGCACUAAAUGGUUUUCCGAGACGAAGGUGUUGGAAUGCGGAGAUCUGGUAGUUGUGGUGGAUGAAACUCUUCGAAAUGGUUGGCUGAGAGGACGAGUGACAGAAGUACGAACAGGUGCAGACGGACGAGUGCGCCAAGCUGUGGUGCAAACAUCUUCAGGGAUUGUUACGAGACCGGUAGCAAAGAUAGCGGUUUUAGAUCUCUGUACUCGUAAGCCGUCGAUGGAUACCUUGCCUUACGGGAGGGGGGAUGUUACCGCUGCUUUGAACGGUCCCUCUGAUCAUUCUCGUACCCCUCGAUUGACAGAACAGAAUGACAGAAAUUGA
Messenger RNA from Uranotaenia lowii, 1467 nucleotides. RefSeq lists its product as uncharacterized. Gene Ontology annotation, molecular function: nucleic acid binding. Gene Ontology annotation, biological process: DNA integration. The transcript has a single exon. Bases 1 to 1467 code for a protein of 488 amino acids. Lineage: Eukaryota; Metazoa; Arthropoda; Insecta; Diptera; Culicidae. The record is from RefSeq and is a predicted model, not a curated record.